CUCGUCAACCAUAAACAAACCAGACAACAUGGCCGCUAGAUUCCUGACAUUCUCCGCCCUCGUGGCCGCCGCCACCGCUGUGGCCAUCCCCGUGGUGCCCGUCGCAAAGCUGGCAUACGCUCAGCAAGCAUACGCUCAGCCCGAAGCACCCGCUCACUACGAAUACACAUACUCCGUCCACGACAACCAAAGCGGAGAUGUGAAACAACAACAGGAGUCUCGUUCUGGCGACGCGGUGCACGGCUCAUACUCUCUCGUGCAGCCUGACGGUGUUCACCGUAUCGUCGACUACACCGCCGAUGAAGAGCACGGAUUCAACGCUGUUGUCCGUUAUGAAGGCACCCCCAUCGCUCAGGCUCCUGCCAAGGUCGCCUACGCUGCUCCCGUCGCCUACGCUCACGCCCCUGUCACCAAGGUCGUAGCCGCAGCUCCCGUCGCUAAGGUCACCUAUGCCGCUCCCGUCGCCAAGCUCGCCUACGCUGCUCCAGUCGCCAAGAUUGCCUACGCUGCUCCCGUAGCGAAGCUCGCAUACGCUGCCCCCGUAGCCAAGGUCGCCUACUCCGCUGCUCCUGCUCAAGUCACCUACGCUCACGCCCCAGCUCAAGUUACCUACGCCCAGGCCCCCGCUGAGGUCACCUACGCUCAUGCUCACUCUCACGCUCCCGCCCAGGUGACCUACUCCCAGGCUCCCGCUCAAAUCUCUUACCAGCACGCCCCAGUGUACGCUGCAGCUCCCGUCGCCAAGGUUGCGUACGCCGCUGCUCCCGUAGCCAAAGUAGCUUACGCUGAAAACCUUGGUCACGUGACCUUCUCCUCCCCUGCCGUAUCUUACCACCACUAAGUCAUAAGAAGCUAAAUGUUGUUACUUAUUUAUUUUGUUAAAUACAAGAUCGUCAAUUGAA
This is a messenger RNA of Spodoptera littoralis (African cotton leafworm), 902 nucleotides long. Lineage: Eukaryota; Metazoa; Arthropoda; Insecta; Lepidoptera; Noctuidae. The record is from the annotation of a GenBank genome assembly.